GCUGCUCAAAUAGUAUCCUAGCAAAAAAUCUCUGCAUCUAUUAUAACCAUCACUUAAAACCAUUUGCAUAUCGGUGGAAUCGCAAUAUGUCUCGUCCAUAUGGUUCAUCUGCGCAACCUUCGCGAGGGGCAAAACCUCGAGGACGUGGAAGGGGUCGAGGGGCUGGAUUGGCAAGUAGCGAUACAUGGCGCAAAGGAAAUACGCGGCCUAUGGAAUACAUCGCUUCAGUUAGUCGAAGUAGCGGCUUAGAGAAAGAUGGAAAUGCUCUAAAAAACUUCAAAGUACAAGAAGAAUAUAGACAAUUCAUCGAUGAGAAGCUAGGCGCGUUUUGGACCGAGUAUGUCAACGAUAGCGGAAAAGCUAAACAGGAUGUCAAUCGUUCACGACUUCGCAAAAGCAGCGAGGAAAAUAUAUUGAUAUUAUUUCGCAAGCUGAGAGAAGGUAUAUUUUCCUCAAAGCGAACCGAUCGUUUUGCGUUGGAAGCCUACGAGACGUCGUUAUUCUUAUCAGUCAUAUUUGCUUCGCCCAUACAGACGACCGCAGUUAUCUCGCAUCUAGUUCCAGACUUAUACCUCUCUUCCCGUCCCCCGCAUCAACACCGCCAGUCGGUGACAUUAAUCUCUCUCUUGCAUAGUCUUGUUGUUUCCUAUCCAUCACAGCGCCAUUUUAAUCAGUGUCUAGUUCGCCUUGUCCCAAAUUUUCUUGAACGACCCUCUGAUGCACAUACCUGGAUAACCUCACUAGCUCAGAGUCUACGGUCGCUAAACUAUGUCAGGUUCGAGGGAUUAACAAGCUCAUCUGUCUUGUCCCAGUUUCUCGAUCGCCCUCUAAGCAACAAAACAGGACUUACAUCCGAUCCUGUUGGCAGUGGUAUGCCUGAUCUAGCCCUGUUGACACUCGUCGAUCAUCUUCGCAAGAGAGCUCGUGACAAGACAUGGACAAUGAUUCGCAGUUCUUAUCGAGAGCUGUCCUUACACAAGGAAGGGGGCGAAUGGCUGUCCAAAUCCUUAGCACUACCACCGACAUUGCCUAGGGAUACUGAAAUCACUUUAGAGGAGUGGAUGAAGGGCAGGUAUAAAGAUGGUCAUGUAAAACCAAAAGAGGGUGCUGAAGGGAAGUGGAUCGUUUGCAACUUGCAGGUACGGUAGAACACUUCAAACAUGUAUUUUGUAACAUGGUAAUAUU
This is a messenger RNA of Serpula lacrymans var. lacrymans S7.9, 1185 nucleotides long. RefSeq lists its product as uncharacterized. The record is from RefSeq and is a predicted model, not a curated record. The coding region runs from base 87 to 1148 and encodes 353 amino acids. Lineage: Eukaryota; Fungi; Basidiomycota; Agaricomycetes; Boletales; Serpulaceae. The transcript has 5 exons.